UAAAAGCAUUCAUAAAAAUUAAAAAUACGAAUUUAGUGACUCACAAAAGAUUAUUGUUGGUAUCAUCGUGAAAUAUUCAUCAAUGGCUACAAAUAAGAAGGCUGGUCUAACAACCACUGAUUUUGAGGUAUUCGGAAAAGUUCAAGGUGUUUAUUUUCGGAAACAUACCCAGAAGAAAGCCAUCGAACUUGGCUUAAAAGGAUGGGUCAUGAAUACGGCUCAAGGGACUGUCAUUGGACAACUACAGGGUCAACUGGGUGCAAUUGAAGAUAUGAAAGUAUGGCUGCAGAAAGUAGGAAGCCCCAAGUCCAAAAUCGAAAAGGUUGCGUUUAGAAACGAGGGACCGAUAGCCAGUUGCGCGUUUAGGACCUUUGAGAUUCGACGAUAAAAUGUGAGCUGUAUUAUAUUCUGUU
Molecule: messenger RNA, 413 nt
Organism: Bicyclus anynana (squinting bush brown)
Lineage: Eukaryota; Metazoa; Arthropoda; Insecta; Lepidoptera; Nymphalidae
Product: acylphosphatase-1-like
Exons: 1
Coding region: 83-388 (101 amino acids)
Molecular function (GO): acylphosphatase activity
Source: RefSeq, a predicted model, not a curated record